Orussus abietinus is the source of this 1624-nucleotide messenger RNA. RefSeq names its product glycerophosphodiester phosphodiesterase 1. The record is from RefSeq and is a predicted model, not a curated record. Lineage: Eukaryota; Metazoa; Arthropoda; Insecta; Hymenoptera; Orussidae. Gene Ontology annotation, biological process: lipid metabolic process. Gene Ontology annotation, molecular function: phosphoric diester hydrolase activity. Bases 423 to 1517 code for a protein of 364 amino acids. The transcript is spliced from 6 exons.
GCCAUGUGACACAAUGAAUGUUAUUGUUCGUUAUUAUUAGUAUUUCUUAUGUGACGUUAAAUUCAUCGGCGUUUCUCGAGUGGAAAUCAUUCCAAACAAUCUACAAUGUACCAUACAUAAUUUGGAGUAACCUCAAAAUUGAGGAUAACCUGAAGGAUAGUGUGUCACGCGUGUGAAUAACUACAAUUAUCCCACUUUGAAAAAGUCAUUUAAGGUUAGGGCCAUAAAUGAUUAAUUAAUUGGAAGAAAAAUUAUAGCUCCCAAAGAAUUGAGGAAGAAAACUUGCUGUUACGAGCAGAUUGGGAUUUGAGUUCUGAAAUUACAAUGUGUUCAGAGACAGAGAUUGUAAAAUUGUAAUUAAGUUGUUACAAUUAAUAAGUACAUAGAUCAGAAAGAAUUGGCAGACUAACUGCAUCGUUACCAUGCAUGUUUACAUUGAAAAGAUUUUAAACUGCGCCGUGUUGUGUAUUUAUCUCCGUACAAUAUGGCUCGUCGUGAUAAGCAUCUUGUAUGAAUUUACCAUGCCUUGGAUCGUAUGGGGUAUGAUGAUUGUCAUGAUCGGAGUAAAACUUGCGAGGGUUCCACCACCACACCCAAGCAUCGUGCAGGAGGUCCUCGGAAUCGACCCUUUUGUCUCCGACACUCAGACAACCAACGACGUCGACCAUAAGAGCCAGGGUAACGGGGACGGGUAUUGCAUGCGAGUGGUGGCUCACCGUGGUGGAGGAUACGAUUACCCCGAGAACAGCUUGUCAGCCUUCCGAAAUUGCAAAGAGAAAGGCUGCACUGCUGUAGAACUUGACAUAUCUCUCACCAAGGACAAUGUUCCAAUAGUGUUCCAUGAUGCUACCAUUGAAAGGCUCGCUGGUAGAGAAGGAACGGUGCGAGACAUGACUUGGGAAGAAAUAAAGGAAAUAGACAUUGCGUACACUCAUCCUCUUCGGGACAAGUUUGGCAGCUCUGAGAGGAUCCUUCUUUUAGACGAUGCCAUUGGAAUAUGCUUGCAGAACGGUCAGCACAUUAUUAUGGAUUUAAAAGAAAAAGGUCCUGUAAUGGUUCAGACUAUUUUAGACUUCUUUUCAAAAUAUCCUGAGCUCCUUAGAAGGGCAGUUGUCUCUAGCUUUGACCCAAUUGUCGUGUACAUGAUACGAAGGAAAGAACCACGUAUAGUAUGCAGUCUAGCUUGGAGACCUCAAUAUUUCUCCAGGCAAGCUUAUUUAGGGUUGGAUGGGCCGGCGCUACCACGCUUUGACAAUCCCUUAAAACAUUUGAUGGCCUGUCUAAUGGACUGUAUUUAUGGGUGGGCUUUUCCUCGGUUUGUGUAUUAUAUUGUAGGAGUUUCGGCCGUUCUACUGCACAAAGAUAUGAUCAAUCCUAAAGUGAUUUGUCAAUGGAAGGCAAGAGGAGUACGAGUGAUGGCGUGGAGUGUAAAUCAGCCCUCAGAGAAGAUACAUUUUUCCAGGCGACUUAGAGUGACAUACCUGACGGAUACAUUACUAGCAGAGAAGAUUUCGUAGCAACGUUCAUAACAUUGACAGGUUUCUAGUUUUAGUUACACUUAUCUCUAAUCUUCUAUAAACACGCGGGGAACGGUUACAAAUUAGACACUUGGCCAGUUAAGAAA